Molecule: messenger RNA, 466 nt
Organism: Bursaphelenchus xylophilus (pine wood nematode)
Lineage: Eukaryota; Metazoa; Nematoda; Chromadorea; Rhabditida; Aphelenchoididae
Source: the annotation of a GenBank genome assembly
AUGAAGAAUUGUUUGCUCAAACUUGGUAGGUGUUUUUUUAAACUGCUUUCACAUUUCAUAAAUCCAAAGAUUUUUCCCAUAGUUUUGCUAUGUUGUACUAGGUCCAGGUGAAGCCUCUAGGUUUCAGAUUAUCGAAAAAUUGGUCGUGGAGGGUAGUAAAUGGGCAAUACACACGAUCCCGAAAAAAUGGCACUCGGAUGAUUCAGGUAUGUUGAGAAUAUUCACCUGGACCUAGUACAACAUGAAAAACUUAGUGUCUCGAAAUUUCAUUUACAAACUUGGUGAACCUAAAACUAAUUUUUCGGGGUGGAGAAGCACAAACAAUUGAGAAGGGCUUAUAGUAAAUGUCGUCGAACGACCUUAUCUUCUUUAUUUGUUACUAUUUUCAGUGAAUGCAGACGCAGAAGUCCCCAUAGAAGAUCUCGAAAGCAAGCAAUUGAUGCCUAAUAAGGACAAAAACAGAUGA